GUGGUUUUGUUAUUACCGGAAGUAAAGAUGGCGACGCAAACAUUGCUGUCAGAGUCGGUACUCGGCUGGUCAAUAUUCACAUUUAUACUUUUGGUGAUUCUCGCCUUCUGCUGGUUCUACAUCCGAAAAUAUCAAAGUCGGCAGGAGAGCGAAGCUGUCUCCACCAUAACAGCAAUAUGUGCAUUGGCAAUUGCUCUGAUAACAACUGCUCUCCUUCCAGUGGAUAUAUUCCUGGUCUCAUUCAUGAAGAACCCAAACGGUACCUACAAGGUUUGGGCUGAAAGCAACGAGACCAGAGGGCAAAUUGAAGACACAGUGUUGUACGGCUAUUACACCCUCUAUUCCAUCAUCCUCUUCUGUGUCUUCCUGUGGAUCCCUUUUGUCUAUUUCUACUAUGAAGAGAAGGACGAUCAGACCAAAUGCUCGCAAGUGGGGAACGCUCUGAAGUACACCGUUGGAUUUGUCAUUGUGUGUGUUGUGCUGCUGUUAAUUGGAGCCUUUGUUCCCCUGGACCCCCCUCCCAGUACCAACUCAACCCAGUGGGAAAAGGUGCAGUACCUGUUUGAGGAGCUGGGGAGCAGCCAUGGCCUGCCUGCAUUGUCUUUCUCCAUCAGUUCCUUGACCUUGAUCGGUAUGCUGGCGGUGAUCACUUACACGGCCUACGGUAUGUCGGUGCUGCCUCUGAAUCUGAUCAAGGGAACCAGGAGUGUGGCCUACGAACUCCUCGAGAACACAGACGAGAUCGAAGACGUCGAGCAGCAGAUUGAGAAACUCAAAGCCAAGUGUAAGGACGGACGGCCCCUCUCGUCCAGGGACAGACGGAGCCUGCAGACACUCGAGGGCAAACUGCAGGUUCUCCAGAGGCGGGGCCGCCAUCUGGAGAUAGCCGAGAGAAACUGCUGUACCAAAGUGGGGAGUGCGCUCAGACCUUUUAAGAUAAUGUUGGGUGUUUUCUUCAUCAUCGUCGCUCUGGUGUUCAUCGUCUCGUUGUUUAUUUCCAAUUUGGACAAAGCGCUGCACUCCGCUGGCAUCAGCUCUGGAUUCAUCAUCUUUGGCACCAAUCUCACCAAUCCCCUGAAUGAGCUGCUUCUGGUUCUCCAGCCCGUUUUCCCUCUGGACUACAUCCUGAUCACCGUCAUCACUGUCUACUUUGUGCUCACCUCGAUGGCGGGCAUCCGCAAUAUGGGCAUCUGGUUCUUCUGGAUACGGCUGUACAAGAUCCGGCCCAAGAAGACGCGUCCCCAGGCGCUGCUCUUCCUGUGCAUGAUCCUGCUGCUGAUCGUCCUCCACACCAGCUACGUGAUCUACAGCCUGGCGCCGCAGUACGUCAUGUACGGCAGUCAGAAGUACCUGGCCGAGAGCCAUACGCCCCAACAAGGAGAGACCACGGGGAACUUUACCACCAGGGUCUGUGAUGCUGACGCCCCCCAAGACCAGUGUGUGGUGACGCGCUCCUAUCUGUUCCUGCACAAGUUCUGGUUCUUCAGCACCAUCUACUACUUUGGAAACUGGGUAUUCAUCGGGGUGUUCCUCGUUGGCCUGGUGGUCUCCUGCUGCAGAGGGAAGAAGUCUGUGAUCGAGGGAGAGGUGGAGGCUGAUGACUCAGACAUGAGCGACGACGAAUACGUGCAUUAAAAUGACCCUUGUCUGUCUCUCGGCCUGUCUGCCUGCCUCCCUGUCUGUCGGUUUGUCUCUGUCUGUCUGUCUGUCUGUCUGUCUGUCUGUCUCCCUCUCUUUCUGUCUGUCUCUCUUUCUGUCUGUCUGUCUCUCUGUCUGUCUGUCUGUCUCUCUCUGUCUCCCUCUCUGUCUGUCUGUCUGCCUCUCUGUUUGUCUCUGUCUCUCUGUCAGCCUAUCUGUCCCUCUGUCCCCCUGCCGUCUUUCCGUCCGUCUGUCUGUCUGUCUGUCAUGUUCUGUUGUCCUGGAGCGGCGGGUAUUCCCGCCACGUCUCUCUACUCCGGGGCGUUCCGACCGGCUGUGGUCACACGCAGACCUCUGAAUACGCCGUUGAACUCGGGACUCAGAUCAGUCACUGUUUCUGUUGUUGUUCUUUAGACGCCAUCGCAGCAGCGUCUCGCCCACUUUAGCCCAGCGCUUUUAGGCGACAUGUCCCCUGGGAUCUUUAUGCAAGGACUCCCAUUGAUUGCCGCGUCUCCCCCGGCCCCGUAUUCUAGAUGGCUUUGGGAUACUGGGAGCUGACAGCCAUUGAAUAUAUGACUCCAUGUCACACGGAUCCAAACGCUGCGCAGCAGAGCCAGAGCUGUUACUGCGGCUGCUGAGUCACUGGUGAAAGACGAGUCACUGGCCAAAAGAGUGUGAUCAUAUAUAACUUAUGAUUAUGGUACAUUCUUUAUUAUUGUGCAAUACUGCUAUUCCAUUAUUUAAAAGAAAUUCCCACACACAUUUUUGAUAAUACAGCUUUUUUGUUUUCGAUUCGGUACGAUGCUGGGGAUAAAGAUACCAGGAUUGCAAACACGGCAGUAUGAUUAGUUUAAUUUAAAUUUGACACACUGAGCAAUGAUACACUGGACUCUAAAGGUUGCACACAGUUGGACAAGGGGACUGCUUAUAUUAAACUAGGAGGUAUGCUAGUUUUCAAAAUGAUUUUUUUUUUUGUGUAAAUAGCCUCUUUAAAUGGUUGAAAUGGUCUUCUGGACAGUAUAUACGUGUGUGAGCACAUUUGGGAGAAUAAUUUAGAAUGAAAACAGUUGACACUGUUCAAUUGUGUAUUUAUGAAAAAGAUAUUGUAUGAAAUAUGCUAAUCAGUAAUGCACAUCCGACUGGAUAAGCAUAUAUCCAAGGUUGCUAUUUCUGUCAUUUAAUAACGGUGAGAGUUGAAGAUUCAUUUUUUCACACCUUUCUCUGGUAAGCAAUAUUCAUUUUUAAUAUGAUUUCCUCAGACUAAACCCUUUCUUGUUCAUGAUUGAUCUCAUGUAGGAUUUUGGUUCUUUGUUUAAUAUGAAAGAAUGUGUUAUUUUAAUGGAGAGUAACCUUUACAUUGAUUUGUAUUCUAUUUUAUUGAUGUUCUAGCAGUUUCAGGGUGUUUUUUAUCAACCAUGUUGAGCAUAAGAUGGCAUUACUCCAGAGUGAAACAUGUGGAAGUUAUAAUAUAUUUAAAUUUAUCCUCAUUUGGAAUUGUAAAAUGUCCGCCCCAAUAAAAAGAAAAGUUACUACCAACUUUA
Gadus morhua (Atlantic cod) is the source of this 3179-nucleotide messenger RNA. It is a transcript of the gene lmbrd1, whose product is annotated as LMBR1 domain containing 1. Gene Ontology annotation, cellular component: lysosomal membrane. The transcript is spliced from 16 exons. Gene Ontology annotation, biological process: protein localization to lysosome. Bases 28 to 1635 code for a protein of 535 amino acids. NCBI's taxonomy places the organism in Eukaryota, Metazoa, Chordata, Actinopteri, Gadiformes, Gadidae. The record is from RefSeq and is a predicted model, not a curated record.